UCCAGUCUAUUUAUACCUUGAAAGAUUGUCUCCAAUUCAUUUGCACAUUAAAUUAUCCAUUCAAAUAACUAACAUCUAAUUUGUCAGCUCAUUUUCAUAAGUUGGAUACACUUUCACAUUUAGUAGCCGAACAAGAUCAUGUUUCAUCACUACGUGUUGGUAUCAUUCUGUUUUAUAGCCUUCACGUCUGUUCAGCAUAUCGAUGCUACCGAUGAUAAUUUCGUUUCCGCAAAGGAACAACCUGCUAAAUUUGCUCCCAUCAGACGUCAUAUAAUGAAACGUAAUUAUUUAUGGGAUUCACGUUUGGGUAAGCGUUCGAUGAAUCGUGAAGCAUUUCCAUGGUAUAAUCAUGAUCUAUAUAACUAUUACAAUGAUGAUAAUUUCCGAGGUUAUUAUACUGGUUAUGAUGACUAAUAAUAUAAAACAGUUUCGAAAUUGAAGAAAAAACACGAGAGAACUAAAGCAUUAAAAUUUUUCAGUUCUUAUUAUAAUGUAAUGUAUUCCACUUACUCUUUAUAUUUAAAGAUGUAAUAAAUUAACAAAACUACUGGUUUGAAUGCAUAAAGUCUAUGGAAUAUUAGAAUUUUGUGUUUCACUGAAUAUAACUUAAAUGAGCGAUAUUAAACCGUCUUUUUGAUUAUCGGAGCGAAGUUUGAGUGCGUGGCACUGAAUAAGGGUAGCUUAUGAUUAUAUUCAAGGAAUAUUUUUACGAAACAACAUUUAUAUACAUACUUAUUUACCAUUUUAUAAGCUGUUCUAAGUCUGUGAAUGAUCGAAAAAACAAUCCAGUUUUUUUCAAUCGCGAAAUGUUAAGUAAGUUUUAACUGACUGUUCACUUAUAGUCUAGUUUCACAACUCUAUGCAACCGACUAAUUGUCCAAAAUAUACAUUUAAUUUUGUAACGUAUUUUAAGAAUUCUACCUAACGAAUAUCGAAC
This is a messenger RNA of Schistosoma curassoni, 937 nucleotides long. Lineage: Eukaryota; Metazoa; Platyhelminthes; Trematoda; Strigeidida; Schistosomatidae. The record is from the annotation of a GenBank genome assembly.